Messenger RNA from Bicyclus anynana (squinting bush brown), 572 nucleotides. RefSeq lists its product as uncharacterized. Bases 49 to 423 code for a protein of 124 amino acids. NCBI's taxonomy places the organism in Eukaryota, Metazoa, Arthropoda, Insecta, Lepidoptera, Nymphalidae. The transcript is spliced from 4 exons. The record is from RefSeq and is a predicted model, not a curated record.
GUAAAAUGUAGGUGAAUCCAUUCAUUCCACUCUUUUAAUUCGUUCAAGAUGCAUAUAACAAGCGUAUUUAUUUUAGUAUUAUUUUUCCACGAAAAUCUAACAUUUUCAUGGAUGUCUGUGCUUCAAGAUCCCAAGAUUGUAAACUCUACCACAGAAAUACAGAAAGAAAUUAUUACAACAACGUCACCAGCGCCCUCUAUAAAAUGUCAAACGGCCAAAAACGUGACAGGGCUGUGCGUUUUGCGGCAAAACUGUGACUACGGCGCCACCAACAUAGACCUAACUCUGUACGCGCCUCGCUGGUACAAAAUACCGUGUAAGCCGGAUGAAGUAUGCUGCCCGGACAAAUACAUCCUAGUGCAGACUCAGGCGCAUCAACCCAGUCUUUCUGACGACUACUUUCAACUUGAUGAUGAUUAUUAGUUUGAAAUAAAUACCUGCGGAAUGUGCCAUAAAAUGUCCCAUAAUUCAUGGAUAAAAAUAAUGAAAUCGCUAAUGGAACCAUGGAUUAUGAACUACAUUAUGACCCUAUGAUAUCCCUCCCUAUAAAUGUAUAUGACACUAUUGAAAUA